This is a messenger RNA of Phycomyces blakesleeanus NRRL 1555(-), 558 nucleotides long. RefSeq lists its product as hypothetical. The transcript is spliced from 2 exons. Bases 1 to 558 code for a protein of 185 amino acids. Lineage: Eukaryota; Fungi; Mucoromycota; Mucoromycetes; Mucorales; Phycomycetaceae. The record is from RefSeq and is a predicted model, not a curated record.
AUGGGUGCAACCAGAGAUUCUGCGGCAGAUGAGAAGAUGUGGAGGUGUGUAGGAAGGAAGUUCAACAGGUUGUCAAUUGCAGCAUGGUCAACAUCAUCAGUUGUAUUGAAAAUUUGUCUGGGUAGGGUGAUCCCAUCAGUAAAAAAACUCAUCGAUGUACUUGAGCCAAUUGUGAGGCACCUGUUGAGCCCUUGGGGAAGCAGGAGAAUAAGUGUAGUUGAAAUCACCCAAUAUGACCCUAUGGCGUGGAGAGAAAGGAAAUAUGGAUGGAAGUUGAGUGCAGAGAGAGGACAAGAUAGAGAAUUUGUCUUGUCUAUUGGGAGGAACAUAGAUAACUGUAAUUACAAAAGAAUCAAAUCGAUUAGUCACAUGAGAGACAGUGCUAGAAAUAAUGUGGCCACAAGGACUAGUAAACGAGUUUCUACAAAAGAUAUCAGAGGAGAAGGAGAUGAGACUGCAGUAGACGGACCAGAAGCUAGUUUUGACUUGAAAUUGAGAGUGAAAAGUGUCUUGCAAUGUCGAGGUUGCAUGCGUUUCUUGAAGUGCAAGCAGAUCUAG